AUGAAAACAGGCAUUGGGGAAUCAUGGUGCCACCGUACUGAUAGGUUGGGGAUCUUGAUGACAAGAAAAUUAGGUUCGGGACCAGGUAUGGAACAAGGGUUGAAGAAGAAGAGAGUGCGAAACGACUUGGUUGAGUUGGACGAAGAAACUAACUCGGCUGAGUUGAAGAGGCUGAAGGAAGACCUUUUGGAAACUUUGGAGGAUGACCCAGAUUUUGUUUCACCGAAUCUGGAUCUGGAUUCGUUCAUGAUGAGCUUUCAGGAAGAGAUUGAUGGUGGGUCCCCACCUCCUGAGGUGGCGGAUCUGACGUCGGACUACGCCGAAUCGCAGCCGGAGUUGGGGUACUUGUUAGAAGCUUCAGAUGAUGAGCUUGGGCUUCCGCCGUCAACGGCAUCGCCGAGUGGAGUGGAGAAUGAUGGGCUGACUGAGUCGAUCCGAGUUGAGCCUGACUCGCCCGAACUCGGUCACGGUUUUUGGGAGUUUGAUGGGGAGAUUCCGAGUUAUAACUCGUUUGAGUUCGGCCUCGUUGAGUCGGAGGAUCUUAUUAACGGUAAUGGUGAAUAUGUAGCGUUAGACGGGUUGUUUGAUUAUUGA
Molecule: messenger RNA, 594 nt
Organism: Olea europaea var. sylvestris
Lineage: Eukaryota; Viridiplantae; Streptophyta; Magnoliopsida; Lamiales; Oleaceae
Exons: 2
Coding region: 1-594 (197 amino acids)
Source: RefSeq, a predicted model, not a curated record